Molecule: messenger RNA, 3789 nt
Organism: Necator americanus (New World hookworm)
Lineage: Eukaryota; Metazoa; Nematoda; Chromadorea; Rhabditida; Ancylostomatidae
Exons: 33
Coding region: 1-3789 (1262 amino acids)
Biological process (GO): transmembrane transport
Cellular component (GO): plasma membrane
Molecular function (GO): ABC-type transporter activity; ATP binding; ATP hydrolysis activity
Source: RefSeq, a predicted model, not a curated record
AUGUACUAUCUAGGUAUGACCGCAAAAAAUAUUUUGGAGCGCAAGGUGGCUGAUCCAGAGAAAUUUUCGACAACUCCUACAGCUGAAUCUGGCAGGGUUUCUCUUCCGGUACUGUUUCGUUAUGCGACCAGACUCGACUUUUUCCUCAUGUUUUUCGGUGCUUUGCUAGCUGUCACGCAGGGCACCCUUAACUCUCUCUCAUCACUCAUAUUCAGACAUCUGAUGGAUGCGCUCAUUAUGGGUGAAUUCGAAUGGAAUUUGGGAAUUUUCGACGACUAUGAAUUCUCGCAACUCGCGAUGAACGCUGUAUACAACUAUUCACUAUUCGGUGCUGGACAAUUUCUUCUUGGAUUUUUUUCGAUGUGCUGCUGGCACACAGUUUGCCAGCGACAAGUGUACCAAAUUCGGAACCGUUACUUCGGAGCAGUUAUUAGGCAAGAUAUGGCCUGGUUUGACAAAAACGAGAGCGGAGCACUAACGACACGGAUGAGCGAUGGAAUCGAUCGGAUACGAGACGGGAUUGGUGACAAACUUGGCGCAAUGUUCGCCUAUUUCGCAACGUUUAUCGCUGGGAUGAAUGUUGCUCUAUGGAACAGUUGGGAAAUGACAUUGGUGAUGAUUGCCUUCUUCCCAAUCUUUUUUGGUCCAUUAACUAUUGCUUCUAAGAUUAUGACAAAAAUUGCACCACAAGAGCAGACCGCAUAUGCAAACGCUGGUGCAACUGCUGAAGAAGUAAUUCAUGGCAUUAGAACGGUGGCGGCCUUUAACGGUCAGGAGAAGGAAAUCAAAAGAUAUGGUGAUCAUCUAAAUCAAGGAAUGAAAUACGGUGUGCGAAAAGCGCUGCUGACAUCUUUUGGAACGGCAUGCAUAAUGGGUGCUUUGUUUGUUUCAAUGGCUGCUUCAUUUUGGUUCGGAACGAAACUAGUGAUCGCCGGCCACGUUACGCCCGGCACAGUUUUUGCCGUUUUCUGGGCAGUGAUCGGUGGUGCUUCUUCUAUUGGUCAAGCCGCUCCUCAAAUCGGGGUCCUCAUAUCCAGCAUGACGGCCGCCGCACCGAUUUUCUCCAUCAUUGACCGGGAACCACCGAUUGAUUCCUUAUCGAAGUGUGGAAAAAAACUGGAUAAUGUCAAGGGAAAGAUAUCAAUCUCUGAUGUGCGAUUCAGUUAUCCUUCACGACCAGAGGUCGAAGUAUUGAAGGGAGUCACGAUUGAAAUUGAAAGUGGACAACACAUAGCUUUUGUUGGCCACAGCGGAUGUGGAAAAAGUACACUUGUCGGUUUGCUUCUCAAAUUUUACGAGCAGCAGUCAGGAGAGGUAUUUAUAGAUGAUGUGCCGGUACGAGAGCUCAAUAUCGAACACCUACGAAACAUUGUGGGACUCGUCUCCCAGGAACCGGCACUUUUCGCUGAUACGGUGGAAAACAACAUAAGACUGGGACGCGGCGAUAUUACCCAAGAGGAAAUGGAAAUGUAUUGCAAGACUGCAAACGCUCACGACUUCAUAAUGGACCUUCCUCAGGGCUAUAAGACAAGAAUAGGAGAAGGUGGAGUACAACUCUCAGGAGGCCAGAAGCAACGAGUUGCCAUAGCUAGAGCGCUUGCAAGAAAUCCACGGAUAUUGCUUCUUGAUGAAGCAACAAGCGCCUUGGAUGCUGAAAGCGAAAGCAUUGUUCAGCAAGCACUGGAAAAUGCGCAGUCUGGAAGAACGACGAUUUCAAUUGCGCACAGACUUUCGACCAUAAAAAAUGUUGACCGCAUAUAUGUUUUCGAUAGUGGAUGCGUCGUAGAAGAAGGUAAGCAUGAAGAGCUAAUGACAAGGAACGGUGUCUAUGCCGAUUUAGUGAAAGCACAAGAAAUCGAACGAGCCAAAGCUGAGCAAGGCGAUGAAAAGAACGAGUUCACAUCUUUCGGUGCAAAGACACAGCCUCGUGGGUCACAAGUAAGGAAUAUGAGUAAGCGCUUAUCGAGAGCGAUUUCGCAAGGUUCCGAAACUGCUCACUCUGAAAUCAGCGACUUAGAGGAAGAGGUUGUGGAAAAAAAUGUAAAAGGCGCCACCCUCUUGGAUAUAAUUAAAUACGCUCGAAGCGAAUGGUCUCAACUGAUAGUUGCUCUUGUCCUUGCUGCAGUUCGAGGAAUGACAUUUCCUGUUUUCUCCAUAAUUUACGGGAAAAUGUUCAAGACUCUGACCGCAGGUAGUGACGCAGAAAAAAUCCAUGGAGCAAUGAUGAAUGCGAUCUGGUUUACGAUUCUUGGCCUUUCUUCUGGGGUCAGCACCAUGAUCUCGGGUUUUUUGUUUGGGAGAGCUGGAGAAUCCCUAACGAACAGACUGCGAGUUUCGCUGUUUUCAAAUAUCGUCCAUCAGGAUGGAGAGUACUUCGACCGAGAGGACCAUUCUUCCGGCAAGUUGACCACGCGGCUGGCUACAGAUGCGCCAAAUAUAAGGGCGGCUAUUGAUCAACGUCUAGCUGAUGUCGUAGGAGCUGUUUCCUCAAUGAUCGGUGGGAUUUCCAUCGCUUUCUCUUACGGCCCGGCAAUGGCACCGAUCGGCGUUCUCACCGCAGUGGCGCUCAUCACAAUACAAACUCUUGUUGCCCAAUAUCUGAAGGUUCGUGGUCAAAAAGAUGCUGUCAAGGCUGAAGAACCGUCGAGGUUGGCCAGUGAGGCAAUAGAACAGCAUAAGACUGUCCAGUAUCUUACUAAGGAACAGUUCUUCGUGGACCAAUUCGUGCUUCAAAUGAAAGGCCCACACAGGAGAUCAAUUUUCAGAGGAAUUAUUCAGUCCCUUACCUAUUCACUGUCGGUCAGUUUUGUAUGUUUUAACUUCGCAAUCGCUUACCUGUAUGGAAUCUGGCUUGUUAAGAGAAAAAUAUGCUCACCAUACACCGUUUUUCAAGUAAUUGAGUCACUGAACACUGCAUCGAUGUCGCUAAUAGCAUUCGCCACCUAUUUCCCGGAAUAUGUGCGAGCUCGGCUCUCUGCCUCGCUACUUUUCCAGAUGCUCAGAGAGAAACCUAAAAUUAAUAGUCUUACACCAACGGGUAGAACACCUAUAUUGCAAGGAACAAUUAAAUUUUCGCAUCUCUAUUUCUCAUAUCCUGUUAGCCGAAGAAAGAUGGUGUUUAAUGGUGUGAGCUUAAAGGUCCCUGCAGGGAAAACAGUUGCCUUCGUAGGGCCGAGUGGAUGUGGUAAGAGCACGUCUAUACAGCUGAUUGAGAGAUUUUAUGACCCACAGAUUGGAAACGUGUUGUUUGAUGAAGAGGAUGCGCGUGAGUUGAACCUUAAACACCUACGAUCGCAAAUUUCACUAGUAGGACAAGAACCGGUCCUUUUCAACUACUCAAUCAGGGAAAAUAUUGCUUAUGGUGUUGAAAAUCCAACAGAUGCACAAAUUAUGGAUGCGGCAAAAUUAGCGAAUGCGCAUGACUUUAUAUCCAGACUGCCCGACGGAUACAACACUAUAGCUGGUGAGAGAGGAAGUAUGCUCUCUGGAGGGCAAAAGCAACGGAUAGCCAUUGCACGGGCAGUAAUUCGAAAUCCAAAAAUCCUGCUGCUUGAUGAAGCCACCAGUGCCCUGGACACGGAGAGUGAGAAGAUAGUGCAAGAAGCUUUAGAAAAAGCCCGAGAAGGAAGAACAUGCAUCGUCAUAGCUCACCGCCUCUCUUCUAUACAAAAUGUUGACUUGAUAAUCGUUCUAAAGGACGGAAAAGUUGAAGAGUCAGGCACUCAUCAGCAACUACUAGCAAACGAAGGUCUUUACGCAGAACUAGUCAGCAAACAGGAUCUCAGAUAA